AAAAGUGUCAUUUUGUUUCCCAAAAAAAUUAUGUAUAAAAGCGUCAUGGAUUUGGAUAGUAAUUUAGAAAGAGAAAGGAAAAAGAUUUCACAUUUCUUUUUCAUCUUUUCCUUUUUCAUUUCUAAAUUCCUAUCUAAAUAUAUGAGGCCGGGAAUAUCUCAGGCCGGCUCUGGGUGUGGAACCUAUGCUAUUGGUAUAAUGUUGCAACCAUGUAUCUUAUUUUGCAGUUCCAGGCCAUCUGGGCUGGCUGCUUGUGGUUGGCAAAAUGUAGUAACAAUGUUCUUAUUUUGCAGUUCCAUGCCAUCUGCAUUGAUCCGUGGCUGCGCCAGCAGGGAACUUGUCCUGUCUGUAAAUUUAAAGUCGGAUCAGGAUUGCACAACAAUGGACAAGGCGGUAUUGAUGCUUCCUAUAUGGUUUAACAGACUUACAGAGACAUUUGUAGCUGCUUAUAAAAUCACAUAUACAGCCAUAUACCCUUGAAAUGAUUCAGAAACAAGGGAAUUCUUUAGACUAUAGUCAACUCUGGAUAAUGAAUAUGCUGAACUUUUGCAUGAAUUUAUGACUGCAGUCAAGCAGAACUAUGGGGAGAAAGUCCUCAUUCAGUUUGAAGACUUUGCAAACCAUAAUGCUUUUGAUCUGCUUGCAAAGUAUGGCAAUACACAUCUUGUUUUCAAUGAUGACAUACAGGGGACAGCAUCCGUGGUCCUUGCAGGGCUUAUGGCAGCAUUAAAGUUAGUUGGGGGAACCUUAGCCGAGCACAUAUUUCUGUUCCUUGGAGCAGGAGAGGCUGGCACUGGCAUUGCAGAACUCAUAGCUCUGGAGAUGUCAAAACAGACUGAAGCCCCAUUAGAAGAAAGCUGCAAGAAGAUAUGGCUUGUUGACUCAAAGAUAAUUAAGGAUAACUUAAGAAGCAUGGACAUGGACACGUCAACAUGGAAAUUUUUAAAUAUUGAAUAGUUGUAUUGUGUCGAA
This is a messenger RNA of Camellia sinensis, 972 nucleotides long. The record is from RefSeq and is a predicted model, not a curated record. NCBI's taxonomy places the organism in Eukaryota, Viridiplantae, Streptophyta, Magnoliopsida, Ericales, Theaceae.